This is a messenger RNA of Amborella trichopoda, 1260 nucleotides long. NCBI's taxonomy places the organism in Eukaryota, Viridiplantae, Streptophyta, Magnoliopsida, Amborellales, Amborellaceae. The record is from RefSeq and is a predicted model, not a curated record.
UAUUCUCUUAUGCUACUAUGCAGGCAAAACGAGAUCCUUACCGCUACCGUUUUCCAAUUGAGAUGCGAUUGGUCCAUCCUAACAUCGACCACCUUAUUUUCAAUAGGUUUGAUUCUCCUCCAAUCUUUCAUCGUGAUGGGGAUGAUAAUCCGGAUGAAUUAUCACAUGAAACAGGAAGAUAUUUGGUCCCAAGAAGAAGACCUAAGUCGAAACCAGAAGAUCGACCAUUGUUGUCAGAUCAUCCUUACGUUGAUAAGGUAUGGCAACUCCAUGUUUCAGAGCAAAUGAUUCUGGAUGAUGAAGAGAAGAACCCUGAUAAAUAUAAGAAGGGGAGCUCAACACCCUCUCCUGAUUCAGAAUCUGUUGCUAGUGAUGAAGACAGUGUUGAAUACUCUGAGGGUUACAUUGGAAAAGCUUUAGUUCCUAAGAUGAUUCUGAGAACAAAUAUAAAAGAGUUGGACUUGGACGCUGCUCGUGCUGAACGACAGCUCAACAACAAACUUAAAAAGGAAGCAGAAGCAAGAGGAGAAGAAUUCAGAGUAUCCAAAUUGCGGAGGCAUCACGAGAUGGAUGAAUUGGAUCUUAUCCACUGGCGCCGCUCAUUAGAGGAAAGAGAAGCUCUAAUUAGAGACAUCAGUUGUCGUCGUUCUCUUGGCCUUCCUGUGGAAGAGCCGGGGAGGUAUGCAGAUGAUAACUUCUUUGGAAAGGACAGUUACGACCCCACAAGUCCCUUGUAUCGUUAUGACUACUGGGGGGAGCCCAAGAACUCAGAGAAAAGCAGAAAAGAGAGGGAAACUGAUACCCACAACAAAUCAAUUGUAGGGAGAGGGACAGUUUGGUAUGAGAUGUCUUAUGAGGAUACCAUCAGACAGCGGAUGCAAAGGGAAGCUCGAGCCAAGAGGAUGCAACCCAAAGAGGCUGAGGCUGGCCUAAAGGAUGAGGAUUCAGAUUCGAAUUCUAAUUCUGAUACUUUCAUAAGGAUGAGUGGUGGUGACAAGAAGAGCUCAUCAUCGAAGACGCCCCUUGUGAAUGGGACCGAAUCCUCUAGCUUGUCAGAUGAAGGCAUGUUUGGAAAUUAAUGUAAACAUUAAAUGUUUUUGUGGUAAAUCACUUGUCUGUGACAUGAGAAAAAUCUCUUAUUUAUGACUUCCAUCUUCUCCUUAAAGUCUGAUGACUAUAAAAUACUGUAACUGAGUAUUGCUCCAUUUUUAAUUGAGGGGCAUAGAAGGCAUUUUAAACAAUGGAGCAGUGUUACAUGGA